GUAUUCCUCCUCUCACUCAUACCAUUCAUGACUUUAGAUAUACAUAGAUUCUUUUUAAACUACACAAAAUUGGAGUAUUACGUUUGAUUAGAAGCAGUGAUGUCUGACAACAAAAAAUCGGACGAACAAAUAGAAGAUUCGGAGUUAAAUGAUUUAUUAGAUAGUGCUUUGGAGGAUUUUAAUAAAAGCUCUACAUUAGAUGUAAAAGAUGAUGAUGGUACAGCAUCAAAAACUGUGCCAGUGAAUAAUACAGAGGAAACAUCUGCAGAUAUUGAUAAUCUAUGGACAGAAGAUUUUAUUAAGCAUGCUGCGGAUCAAUUUGAAAAAAAUUUUCAGAAUUUAAUGCAAAAUGGAUCAGAAAGCGAAUUAGGAGUUUCGUUUCAAAAAAUGGCUCAGACAGUUGCUAAUGCUAUAGUUGAUGGAGAAACUACAGAUGGUGAACCUACAAGUGCUGAUUUUCAGUCAGCUAUUGCUCAAGCUUUAAAAGAUUUAUCCGUUACAUCAGAAAAUUUGCAGAAUGAACCAGAUCUUGUCUCAAUGUUUGGGCAAAUGAAUUUAGAAGAAGGUGCAGGGGAUAUAUUACCAUUUAUGCAAGGCAUGAUGCAAUCUCUUUUAUCCAAAGAAAUAUUGUAUCCAUCAUUAAAAGAACUAGUAGAUAAAUAUCCUGAAUGGUUAGAACAAAAAAGAGCUACAUUACCCUCAUCUGAUUUACAAAGAUAUACAAAACAAUUAGAAGUAAUGCAAAAGAUUUGUAAUGAAUUAGAAAAAGAAAAGGAUACUGAUACAGAAGAAGUUAAAAAAGGACGUUUCGAAAUGAUAUUAACAUUUAUGCAAGAUAUGCAAACUUAUGGUCAACCUCCUGAAGAGCUUAUUGGAGAACAUCCAGCUCUUUUACAAUUUGACUCUGAGGGUAAUCCUGUUAUUCCGCCAUUACCUCCUGGAGUAGAACUCCCACAAAAUUGUUGUAUUAUGUAAAUACAAUAGCAUUGUAGAUUUUUCUAUAUAAAUAAUAUAUCCGUUUUAUCGAUUUAAAAACGAUUGCAGUCAGAAUGGGAAAUAUUUAAAUUUACAUUAUGUAAUAUGUCAAUAACAUGUUCAUAUAAUGCUAGAAA
Vespa mandarinia (Asian giant hornet) is the source of this 1112-nucleotide messenger RNA. RefSeq names its product peroxisomal biogenesis factor 19 (gene Pex19). The record is from RefSeq and is a predicted model, not a curated record. Gene Ontology annotation, biological process: protein import into peroxisome membrane. Lineage: Eukaryota; Metazoa; Arthropoda; Insecta; Hymenoptera; Vespidae. Gene Ontology annotation, cellular component: peroxisome; peroxisomal membrane.